Linum trigynum is the source of this 2763-nucleotide messenger RNA. The record is from the annotation of a GenBank genome assembly. Lineage: Eukaryota; Viridiplantae; Streptophyta; Magnoliopsida; Malpighiales; Linaceae.
CGAGCAGAUUGAGUUAGGUUUUUUUGGCGGAUAAACUUAUGGGUUUGAAUUUGGUUUGACAAAACUCGCCUCAACCCGAUACAUUACCGUUCCGGGAUGAAGCAGUAGGCAGAAGGGAGGAACAUGAACGUGAGAGAAGAGACAGCAUUUGUCCUCGUAAGCUGCAAAGAAUUCAAGGAGAAGAAAAGGGAUUAAAAUAGACAAGUCCCAUCUCUCACAGGUCUCAUGGCUACUUGUCUCCCUACCAAUCCGAUAAGAUCGAUCGACUUAUAUCGUACCAUUGAAUUCAGUUCCCUUCCUUCUUUCUGCCAAGUAAAGCCCGAAAAAACGCUUAAAAUAUAGCACUCGGGAAACAUCAACACUAGAGAGGGAGAGAGAACCCAUUUGCUCAUUUCCCCCGAGAAAUCGAGUGUACCUGUUUCUUUCUAGUCCGCCGGAAAGGGACAGCCAUAGAAGAAACUGGAGGUGGAGGGCUUGUUUGUUGUUGUUUGCUUUGUUGGUGGAGGAGAUUUUCCCGUUUUUCCCCCCGACAACCCAGGUCGCAUUCAGCUGGAAUCGUUGAUCCUCGGCCACCAAUUUGUCGCAUGGUAAUCAAAAGCUCUAAUCUUGGGGGAGGAUCCAAGUCAAAUCAUUAAUCGCACACCAUCUGUUCGAGGAUAUGCCUCAACCGGGGAAAAGAUUUUUCUGUUGGUGAAAAAAAAAAAUUCCUUCCUUUUUCGUGGCUCUGGUAUCAUUCUAGAAUUUGCAGAGAGACAGGGACGGAGGAAGAGAGAGGGAGAGGGAGAGGAGGGGAGGGUCUUUUUGGCGGUUUGUGUGACGUGGUUUCCAUUUGCUGUGAGAUUUAGCCGGCAGUUUUUUCUCCUUUUUCUUUUCCUUCUCUGCUUACUGAAACGCUCCUUUUGAUUUCUUUCCCCUCUAUAUACUUUUCCUUCUUCUUUCUGUUUCCUUUUGUUGUUUUUCUCCGUUUUCUUGCCUUCUGCCCACCAUCUGCUUGAACAAAUUCCUCAAUGAAUAGCUUCGUUUAUUGGAAGUGGAAAAGUGAAGACGCGGAAGAGAAGUGAAUUGGGUGUUUGGCUGCGAAAGCCCCGUUUCCAUCGAUUGGAUAAGGGUUCGAUACAAUCAACGUGAUCGUCUGAUCCGCAUCUCUGUAAGUUUUGUGCUUUCGUUCCCUUUCUGUUUCUUCUUGCUGUUCUUAGACAGAAAUCUCUCAUCUCCUUUGUUGUUGUGGUGGGUGGAUUGCUUGAUUUUUGCAUCUUUGAUUUUACUUAUCAGUUUUGUCAUAGAAAGUUUAUAGUGGAGAAAAUAUCAAGAGACUGUUGUCUUGAGUCAGAGGUCAGGAGACACUUGGAUCGCUUCUAGGGCUGAUGAUGAAUUUUUUAACCUUAUCUCAGUUUCAUGAAAUUUUUUUAUAAGCAGUUUCCUGAAUUUUGGGCAACUGGGUUGACUAUUAUGUUUUGCCCUUUAUCUUCUCUGAUCUUCCUUUACGAUCUACUUCCUUCUUUCGAACUUUGUUUUCUAGCUUCAAUACUGCAUGGGUUUAAGACUUAAUUUCCUGUUGAUGUUUCUAAUUCUCCAGCUUCUUUUCUUAUGGUUCCCAGAUGAAACAAGUCCCAUCAAACUUGGGAGUGUCUCACUGAACUUCAGGCUUAAAAGAAUCAAACAAUGGAUGGUCCUUACGAUACGUCUGAUCUCGAUGAAAGACGAGCCAACUCCAGUCUCCAGAUAAUCAAGUACUCACCAUUCCAGCCCUCCAGAUAUUCAUCACCAUGGCUGGAACUCAGAGUCUUCUACGUCAGAAUCAGCAACUUCCAUGUCGACGACACCACCCCAGAGUUCCUCACAAUCAACCACAUCCCCCUAAGCCCAGAUACCCUCCUUGAAGUUAAUGGCGUUAGAAGCAGUAUCUACUCUGAUGGUGCCCCAUUGCUGCUUCGAAGGGAUCGAGUCGACAAGAAAUCCGAGGAAGUGACGUUUGUUAGCACGGAUAGCAUUAGAACUACAGGGAGUGUGAAAUUCGACGUGUUUGAUAAGGAUGAUCUCGUCCUUUCCGGUACUAUGGAGAUGUCCAACAGCAAUGGCUUCACCGGAGAAUGUAAAGGCAGUGUGAAACGUUGGAGCAUGAAGUGUGAGUCAGAGGGUACUACUAGCUUCUUGAGAGGGAAACAUGUUAAUGGUUCUUCUGAUACAUCACUACCAGCCAUUGAAGUCUAUGUGACCGGAUGCUUCUCUGGGACGCCGAUCAUCUUGACCAAGACUCUGCAGCUUAGUUUCAGGAAGAAGCAUAACAGGAAGGGGAAAUUGGAUUCGAUUCCUGAGGAUGAAGCCACCGAUCCGCAGAAAGUUGAGUCGGCUCACGAUGAUGAAUUACUGUUGGCAGAGUACAGAAGCUACAAGCUGGAGAACGGCGAAGAAGAUUACAGCAACAUGUACUGGAGAAGAACAGAGUUCGUGGAUGGUGAAGACGGUGAGCUCUCCUGGUUCAAUGCAGGCGUUAGGGUUGGUGUUGGUAUCGGGCUAGGCAUCUGUGUUGGGGUUGGCAUUGGGGUCGGUCUGAUGGUACGAACCUACCAAACAACUACCCGAAACUUCAAAAGGCGACUCCUGUGAUUGAACUGUUAUCCCAAAUUGUUAGCUAGCUAAUGUUUCCAAUGAUUUGCAAAUAUGGUUUGAGUUUUCUUCUGACUGCAAGAUUUUGACUAAGAGAGAGUUAGUAGGGCACUGUUUAUUUAGCAGCUGACAGAGAAAUAGACAUGAUGACAGUCA